Messenger RNA from Prorocentrum cordatum, 411 nucleotides. Lineage: Eukaryota; Dinophyceae; Prorocentrales; Prorocentraceae. The record is from the annotation of a GenBank genome assembly.
AUGUCGCACUUCGACAGGAUUUUGGGCCCGCAGUUCCGGCAGGGGAAGCGAAAGCCGUUGAUCGACGUGGACGACAAGGCCAUAGAGAAGGAGGUCAACGACAUCGCGCAUAUUCUCCAGGAUCGCAUGACCACCAAGUACAAGUCGGUGCAGGAUGCAUUCCGCGCAAUCGAUCUCAACAAGGACGGGGGUGUGUGCCUCCAGGAGAUGAAGACGUUCUUCCGCAACAUCGGGAUGUCCUACUCCCAGGCCGAGAAGGUCUUCGCGGCGCUCGAUACCGACGGCACCGGCGACGUAAAGUACAACAAGUUCAUCGGCUUGUUUGGCAACCAGAAGAGCAAGGAGGCACUCGAGACCGAGAAGGCCCAGCCGCUGUGGAAGCUCUACGGCGGGGCCGCGCUCUGCGUAUGA